GCGGAACAUGGCUGCGCCCAUAAGAUGAAAAUUUUGGAUUUUAUCAAUAAUUUUUUAUGAAUUUACAGCUUUCUGGGUGAUGAUAACGACUUGCUAGGUUCUCCUGAUGUGUCACCCCCCAUGAUAAAACGCAGAAUAUGACGUCGAUUAUCAAACUCCAUUGCUUCUCUGGGGUACAAGGAGAGAGUGCACCAUGUUACAUGCUUCAGGUGGAUGAAUUUAGGUUCCUGUUGGAUUGUGGAUGGGAUGAAGACUGCAAUCCAGAAACACUCAAGGAGGUGAAAAAACACCUCCACCAAAUUGAUGCAGUCUUGCUGUCUUACCCGGAUGCUCUCCACCUUGGGGCUCUGCCCCAUCUAGUCGGGCGUUGUGGUCUCUCAUGUCCCGUUUAUGCCACAAUUCCUGUCUAUAAAAUGGGACAGAUGUUCAUGUAUGACUAUUAUCAGUCUCGUCACAACACAGAAGAAUUUGAUCUCUUUACUUUGGAUGAUGUGGACGCUGCUUUUGAUAAGAUCAUCCAGCUGAAGUACUCCCAGACAACCAACUUAGUUGGAAAAGGUCAAGGUCUUCAGAUCACGCCACUACCUGGAGGGCACAUGAUAGGUGGAACCAUUUGGAAGAUCGUGAAGGAUGGGGAGGAGGAGAUCGUAUAUGCUGUGGAUUAUAAUCACAAAAAAGAGAGACAUUUGAAUGGUUGCGCUAUUGACACCAUAGUACGGCCAUCUGUCUUGAUCACUGACGCUUUCAAUGCCACCUAUACCCAAGCAAGGAGAAGAUUACGAGAUGAGCAGCUGAUGACCAACAUUCUUCAGACAAUGCGUCGAAGUGGCAAUUGCCUUGUAGCUGUUGAUACGGCUGGUCGGGUUUUGGAAUUGGCUCAGUUAUUGGAUCAACUUUGGAGGAACUCCGAGUCUGGCCUGAUGGCCUACUCCUUGGCCCUUUUAAACAAUGUCAGCUAUAAUGUGGUUGAAUUUGCUAAGUCACAGGUCGAAUGGAUGAGCGAUAAAAUCAUGAGGGCCUUUGAGGACCGCAGAAACAAUCCAUUCCAAUUUAAACAUGUCCAGUUAUGUCACAGUCUUGGAGAGUUAGCAAGAGUCCCGGAACCUAAGGUUGUUCUGGCAAGUGUUCCUCACAUGCAAUGUGGCUUUUCCCGAGACCUGUUCAUCCAGUGGUGCGGCAACCCCAAGAACAGCAUCAUAUUGACUUGUCGAACGUCCCCUGGGACCCUGGCUAGACAGCUCAUAGACAAUCCAACUGAGAAGCAUAUAACUGUCGAGGUGAAGCGGCGUGUGAGGCUGGAGGGGCAGGAAUUGGAGGAGUAUGUCAAGAGGGAGAAAGAGAAGGAUGCUAUGAGUGCGGCACUCAAGGCCGAACAGGCUAAAAUGGAAAAGGAUGAGUCGAGUGACGAGAGUGACAUGGAGGUUGAGGAAGGAACCUCAGUCAAACAUGACCUCAUGUCCAAGGGAGAGGGAAAAGCAAGAUCAAGCUUCUUCAAACAUGCCAAGAAGACCUACCCAAUGUUUCCAUUCUCUGAGGAGAGGAUUAGAUGGGAUGACUAUGGGGAAAUAGUCAGGACUGAGGACUAUUCUGUACCAGAUGCUGUUCCUAUUGAGGAGGAGAAACAUGGGGAAACGGUUAAGAAGCCUGAAGAUAAUGUGAACGAGGAUACAACAAUUGUCCCCACGAAGACCAUCUCAGCAACCCAGACCAUCGACAUCAAUGCCAAUGUUGUCUACAUUGAUUUCGAGGGUCGCUCAGACGGGGAGUCAAUCAGGAAGAUCCUGGGACAAAUUAAACCAAAACAAUUGAUUUUAGUACGAGGUUCACCUGAGGCUACCGACGCCCUAGCAGAGUACUGCUCAAGUACCCAGGGGCUUGUGACUGGCACCAUCUUCAAGCCACAGAUGCAAGAGGUGGUCGAUGCAACAACGGAGGGAUUCAUUUAUCAGGUGAAACUGAAGGAUUCCUUAGUGAGUGCUUUACGCAUGUACAAGGCCAAGGAUGUGGAGGUGGCGUGGAUGGAUGCCAAGAUUGAGGUCAAGGGCGGCAAGACGGACACCGGCGCCAUGUUUGAACGAGAGGAGGGAGAGAUUGAUGAAGAGUACGAGAACUUAAUGAAACUGAAAGGUGCCGAGGCCAAAGCAGUCGAGGACAUCAUCCCCAUCCUGGAACCUGUCAAUCAAAAUGAGGUGGUCGGCCAUACUCCGGUGUUUAUCAACGAACCAAAACUGUCAGACUUGAAAACUGUGAUGGUACGAGCGGGUAUCCAGGCCGAGUUUAUUGCUGGUGUCCUCGUGUGUAACAAUGCUGUGGCUGUCAAGAGGAAUGAAGCAGGGAGGAUACAGUUGGAAGGAUGUCUUGGGAGCGACUAUUUCAAAGUGAGGGAGCUGCUCUAUGACCAAUAUGCCAUCGUCUGAGAACAGAUCACAGGAACUUUAGAAAGACAGUGCAUUUAGUUUUGGAAAUGGAAGUUUUAUGUUAGCAUUGUGCUCUCAAACACAGCAGUGCAUAAUUGGAUCGGUCAAGAGCCAGGAAAUAAUGUUUGGCUAGGUUGUUCUUACAUGAGGACCUUUUACGUCUCGUAUCGGUGUGAAUGUCAAUUUGAGAUCAAUUGUUCGAGUCAGUCAACUUUUCUCACAACAUUAGCUUGGAGAAUUUUGUUGUACGUUCUGAAGAUGUUGUCAAAAUUUGUUUGUGUGAGUUCUGACUUCCCAUACUGGAAACAGAAAAUAUUUUCACAGCUAAAGUUUACAAAUUUGGCCAUACAGUUUGAAAAACUGUGUUGAUUUUGAGAUGAAGUGUAGUGUUCGUAUUGAUAGGUCAAUACUUGAAGAAAUUACUUAUCAUGCUUUGUAAGGAACAACGAAAUAACUGAAUUCAAGAACUGUAAACUCUGCAAGAACUAUAAAGCUCAGAGUGAUGUAUUUUCCUGAGAAUAAAGACCUUUCUGUA
Molecule: messenger RNA, 2952 nt
Organism: Lineus longissimus
Lineage: Eukaryota; Metazoa; Nemertea; Pilidiophora; Heteronemertea; Lineidae
Product: cleavage and polyadenylation specificity factor subunit 2-like
Exons: 19
Coding region: 138-2417 (759 amino acids)
Biological process (GO): mRNA 3'-end processing by stem-loop binding and cleavage
Cellular component (GO): mRNA cleavage and polyadenylation specificity factor complex
Molecular function (GO): RNA binding
Source: RefSeq, a predicted model, not a curated record